UUUCGCAAAGAAGAUAUUGCCUGACGCUGGCUGUCGUGGGAGGUGUUGGAUGUUGUCGAGUAGUUACUCUUGCUAACUCUCCCUUCUGCACCUAGUUCGCAUCGACGAACCAAAUCCUCCGCUCUCUCCUUGCUGAGGCGAAAGGGGGCCGAAGAAGAGAUGUCUUCAACUGAGGACGCCGCAUCGAGCGGCUUGGGUUUGGGUAACACAACUUCGGCAACAUCCAGCGCAGCCACAAACUCCGAGUCGUCGAUUCCUACCGCGCACCCACAACCCGUCAAGGGCCAUAGUUCGAGGCUUUCUGUAGCCGGGAGCGCCAUGGGUCGGACCCCCUCGAAUACCCCCUCGGCUGCUGGUGGGAGGUCUCCCAACCCAACAGACAAAGGAAUCUCGCUCGAAUCGUCUGUCAGAAAGUUCCGAAUUGUCGAGGCCCUACGGAACGGCGAUACCGCCUUCAUCUCCAAGGCCAUCCGCGAAACCGCCGACAACGCACCCCGCAUGAGCACCUCCUCGUUCGCAACUCAAUCAGGUGCCCUCGAGGAUACUACAAUUUUGCACCUGGCCAUCCAGUGCGCCGAACAGCCUGUUGUUGAGUAUGUCUUGUCCGACGGGGCCGGUUCCCUCGACAUCAACGCGCGGGACAGGGAUGGAAAUACUCCCCUUCACGUCGCAGCAGCGCAAGGUCGCACUCAGGUUGUGCGUCUGCUGCUCGAGAACAAGGAAAUCAACGAUGCCAUUGCCAACCACCAGGGCCGUCUUCCCAUCGACCUCGCUCGAAAUCCCGAUAUCUUCCAGCAGUUGCAGCUGUCAAGGUCCUUGUUCGCUGAGAACAAAGUUAGACAAAUCCAGGAUCUCAUCCUCCACGGCGAGCUCAAGGUUCUGGAGCAGGUACUGGAGGAACCGCGCUUCAAGACGGUUCUGGACAUCAACAGCCCCGAGUUUUCAUCGGAGCCAACCACGGUGCAAGCCGGCGGUACCCUGCUACACGAGGCCGCUCGCCGCAAAAAUAGCCGGCUGAUUCAGGUUCUUCUCUUGCACGGAGCUGAUCCGUUCCGCCGGGAUCGCAAGGGGAAGCUACCGCAGGAUGUGACCAAGGACGAAAUCACCCGUGCCAUGCUGAAGAAGUCUCCUGCUGCCGUGGCGGCACAAAGGGGCAUUCAGGAGAAGGCUGUUCUGGGCUCCACUACUCAGGGUGCGGCCACGGCGACACCUGGCGACCCGCUUGCCGGACGGGAAGCGCGGGAAAUGAAGGGCUACCUCAAGAAAUGGACCAACUAUCGGAAAGGGUACCAGCUGCGGUGGUUUGUCCUUGAAGACGGUGUCCUCAGCUAUUAUAAGCACCAGGAUGACGCGGGCUCUGCCUGCCGUGGCGCUAUCAACAUGCGCAUCGCCAAGCUUCACAUGAGCGCUGAUGAAAAAACAAAGUUUGAGAUUCAUGGCAAGUCUUCGGUCAAGUACACCCUCAAAGCGAACCACGAGGUCGAAGCGAAGCGCUGGUUUUGGGCCCUUAACAACUCUAUCCAAUGGACAAAGGACCAAGCCAAGGAAGAGGAACGGCAACAAGCCCGGAACGCCGAGCUGCUAAAGCAAGCCAAGGCCGAGCACUCCCAUCUUUCAGAACCAGCGAGUGAAAGCGCCAGCGUUGCCGAACAGUCACGCAGCAGCAUUCAGCUCACGCGGAUGCAUUCCUCGGCGCGCGCAUCUAGCAAGAGCGGCUUCCCCACCAUCGGUAGCAACGAUGAAGAUGACUUCGCCGACGCGGCCACCGAGGCGGACAAGACGGAUCGCAAUGGUGGCGGGACCAUUGCUGAUGACGCCGACGAUGAUGACGACUAUGGCGAGGGGUCUAGUGGACAGGAUGCCCCACCGGCAAACAAAGAUGCCUUCAAUAUCACCGCCCAGUCGGCCAAGUUACAGCUCGAAUCCAUGGCUCACGUCACGGCCGCCCUUCUCCUCGAGUCGAGUAAGAAUCCGACCCUCACGUUGUCCGAUCCUAAGAUGUCGCAAGGCCUGGCCACUUAUGACGCUGCCAUCCGCUCGCUCACCGGACUUGUCGGAGAUCUACUCCGUAUUUCAAAAGAUCGCGAUGCCUACUGGCAAUACCGCCUUGACCGAGAGUCCGAAAUGCGGCGCAUGUGGGAAGAGAGCAUGGCGCAGGUCGCCAAGGAACAGGAGGCACUCGAGGCCCGCGUUGGCGAAUCCGAGUCGAAGCGGAGGAUAACGAAGCGGAUUCUCAAGGAAGUUGUUGAAAAGGGCAUCCUUGAAGGCAGCCAAGCCAGUCUUUCAACAGCCCAAGCCGCCGAGGUCUCCAUCCAAGAAGAAGGUAUCACUGAGGCUUCAGCGGAAGUCGUAACCGCGAAGUCACCCACUAUCGGCAUGUCUAGGCGACAGACUGUGAUGGACCAAAUUGCGGAUAUUUCCGAGUCCGAGUCCGACGAGGAAGAGUUCUUCGAUGCUGUCGAUGCCGGCGAAGUUGAGGUGUCACAGUUGCCACCAUCGGAGCUCACCGCCUCUCAAGAAAAGCAGCAGCUCAUUAUCUCUGACACUUACGACAUCAGCAGCUCGUUCAGAGGAUACGAGAACGGCAUUCGUACACGGCUGAAGAUGGAUGCGGAUGAUCGUCCGAAAAUCUCGCUCUGGGGUAUUCUCAAGUCCAUGGUCGGGAAAGAUAUGACCAAGAUGACGCUGCCUGUCUCUUUCAACGAACCCACCUCUCUCCUCUACCGAUGCGGUGAGGAUAUGGAGUAUGCCGACCUCCUAGAUCUCGCCGCCGACCGGACAGAUUCUGUGGAACGCCUGUUGUACGUUGCCGCAUUCGCUGCCAGUGAAUACGCGUCCACCAUCGGCCGUGUUGCCAAGCCGUUCAACCCGCUACUGGGUGAGACCUUUGAGUAUGUCAGGCCGGACAAAAACUACCGCUUCUUCAUCGAGCAAGUCAGCCAUCAUCCGCCAAUCGGCGCGGCCUGGGCCGAGUCGCCCAAGUGGACCUACUACGGCGAGUCUGCCGUCAAGUCCAAGUUCUACGGCCGCUCCUUCGACAUCAACCCGCUCGGCACCUGGUUCCUCAAGCUCCGCCCGACCCACGGCGGCAAGGAGGAUCUCUACACCUGGAAGAAGGUCACAUCCUCAGUCGUGGGCAUCAUCACCGGCAACCCGGUCGUCGACAACUACGGCCCCAUGGAAAUCAAGAACUGGACCACCGGCGAAGUCUGCCACAUCGAGUUCAAGGCCCGCGGCUGGAAGGCAUCCAGCGCCUACGUCAUCACCGGCAAGGUGGUCGACGCCAACAACCGCGUGCGCUUCAGCCUCGGCGGGCGGUGGAACUCGAAGCUCUACGCGCGCUUCACCCCCGGCUUCGAAGCCACCAUCGACGACGCCACGGCCGCGGACGCGGACGCGGCCGCCGCCCAGGACGGUAAGGGCGGCGGCGGCGGGCCCGGCAUCACCGACCCGGGCAAGGCCUUCCUCAUCUGGCAAGCCAACCCGCGCCCGCAGGGCAUCCCCUUCAACCUGACCCCCUUCGUGCUCACCUUCAACCACAUCGACGACCAGCUGCGCCCCUGGAUCGCCCCGACCGACUCCCGCCUCCGGCCCGACCAGCGCGCCAUGGAGGAGGGCGAGUACGACUUUGCCGCCACCGAGAAGAAUCGGCUCGAGGAGGGCCAGCGCGCGAGGCGUCGGGAGAGGGAGGAGCGGGGCGAGGAGUUUGUGCCCGCGUGGUUUACUAAGGCGAGGUGUGAGGUCACGGGCGAGAUGUAUUGGAAGUUUAAUGGGGAUUAUUGGCGGCGGAGGGAGAAGGCGGGGUUGGAGGGGGGUGAGGCGGUUUGGGAGGGGUUGGAGCAGAUCUUUUAG
This is a messenger RNA of Chaetomium fimeti, 3852 nucleotides long. Its product is annotated as Oxysterol-binding protein-domain-containing protein. The record is from RefSeq and is a predicted model, not a curated record. Gene Ontology annotation, molecular function: sterol binding; protein binding. Bases 160 to 3852 code for a protein of 1230 amino acids. Gene Ontology annotation, biological process: endocytosis; piecemeal microautophagy of the nucleus; exocytosis. Gene Ontology annotation, cellular component: membrane; intracellular membrane-bounded organelle; nuclear envelope. NCBI's taxonomy places the organism in Eukaryota, Fungi, Ascomycota, Sordariomycetes, Sordariales, Chaetomiaceae. The transcript has 2 exons.